ACACACACACACACACACACACAUACAGCGAUAAAAGUGUGAAAGACCCUCAGUCCGUUGAGGGCAAUUACAGUGGGUCUACUGAACAAAUGGAAGGAUAACCAAACAGUUCUGUACUGGGCAAUCAAUUUGUUCGAUGACUUGUUUUUCGAUAACGCCAAAAAUGAGGAGGCAGCAAAGCUGUUUAUCAAUGCGGGAGGACCGACAGCCGUAGCGGACGCCAUGAAGAAAUUUCCCGAUAAUGAAGGUAUUCAACAGUUUGGUAUUUCAGUCAUGUACUUUUGUUUCAAUAGUAUGAAAGUCGAUAAUCCGAAACGGGUGGAUGCCGUGAGAAGCUACGUCCAAGACAUUGAUGGUAUUCCCAUAGCGGUCAAGGGCAUGAAGCGGUGGCCCGACAACAUGUCCGUGCAAGAAUUCGGAUGCAAACUGUUUUCUGGAAUCAUCUACGACGAAGAUAAGUAUGAUCAUGCGAUGGUGGAAAAGUCCGCUGUGGCGGCUGUUUCCACAACUAUGCAGAGGCACUGGAACAAUCAUUCCAAUAAGUCUGUCAAGAUCGCGGCAUGUCGUUUCAUGAACGAAAUGUUCAGAAAUUAUGGCGAGAAUUGGUCGCCCUAAAGAAUAGACUAUACCGCGUUCCUUCAUCAUGCAAAAGCUAGGUGCUGUUUGCCGGCCAACCAAUGCCGAACCUGCCUUUGGAUCGGUUACUUCGAAGUCUAAAAUGAUAGAUCUCUUCCCUUAUCUCACAUCUCCAAACUACAUGUAGCUAGUAAGCUAAUCACACUUUCAAUUCCCA
Messenger RNA from Seminavis robusta, 793 nucleotides. NCBI's taxonomy places the organism in Eukaryota, Bacillariophyta, Bacillariophyceae, Naviculales, Naviculaceae. The record is from the annotation of a GenBank genome assembly.